AUAAUGAGGAGGAAGUGGAAGAGCUAGGAUCCCCGAUGGAAGAAGAAUUGGCAACAGGUUAUGCACUGCCUGCCAUAAAUUCGGAAACCAAAGAGGAAGACAUUGAUGACUCGCAAAUGGUGGAUGCGUUAUCACAUCACGAGGAGGAUGGAGAAGAUAUAAAAGAUCCGGUGAAAGAAGAGUCACCGGCCUCGUUGAUGUGA
Messenger RNA from Acaulospora morrowiae, 203 nucleotides. Lineage: Eukaryota; Fungi; Glomeromycota; Glomeromycetes; Diversisporales; Acaulosporaceae. The record is from the annotation of a GenBank genome assembly.